Molecule: messenger RNA, 549 nt
Organism: Myotis lucifugus (little brown bat)
Lineage: Eukaryota; Metazoa; Chordata; Mammalia; Chiroptera; Vespertilionidae
Gene: NDUFA5
Product: NADH:ubiquinone oxidoreductase subunit A5
Exons: 4
Coding region: 1-483 (160 amino acids)
Biological process (GO): respiratory electron transport chain
Source: RefSeq, a predicted model, not a curated record
AUGUCGUUUCCAGCACCCUGCAUAGCACUUUGCACACACCGCCUUGCUUUAAAUCCUCCAGUUCCACUUUUAAGAAUUAUAGAUUCGUCGUGCAUAAGUGGAAAUUUGGGUUUCAAGAGGUUAAAAAACCCACCCAAUGUCGCAGAGCUAAAAAGUACGAGUCUGGACAGAAGAGUUAGUGUCCUUAGGAGAAGAGACACCAGAGUGCUACAUGAGGACACAGUGAGAAGGUGGCUCUCUGCAAGCCAGGAAGAUAGCUUUCACAAGAAACCUACCCAGCCAGACCUUGAUCCUGGACUUUCAGUCUCCAGAACUGAACCAGAUGUUAAAAAAUUAGAAGACAGGCUUCAGGGUGGCCAAAUAGAAGAGGUGAUUCUUCAGGCUGAAAAUGAACUAAGUCUGGCAAGAAAAAUGAUACAGUGGAAGCCAUGGGAACCUUUAGUGGAUGAGCCUCCUGCCAACCAAUGGAAAUGGCCAAUAUAAUCAUCAUCAAAUAACUUGUGUGUUGAAGGGAAAAUGAUGUGAUUAAAUGUUCUGUUAUAUCAAAAA